Molecule: messenger RNA, 810 nt
Organism: Gadus chalcogrammus (walleye pollock)
Lineage: Eukaryota; Metazoa; Chordata; Actinopteri; Gadiformes; Gadidae
Product: interferon regulatory factor 5-like
Exons: 7
Coding region: 1-810 (269 amino acids)
Biological process (GO): regulation of transcription by RNA polymerase II; immune system process
Cellular component (GO): nucleus
Molecular function (GO): RNA polymerase II cis-regulatory region sequence-specific DNA binding; DNA-binding transcription factor activity, RNA polymerase II-specific
Source: RefSeq, a predicted model, not a curated record
AUGCACAGGUCAGGUCGGCUUCGCCUGAGGCCGUGGCUUGAGGAGCAGAUUGAGUCUGGGAAAUACCCAGGAGUCACAUGGCUGGACCAGUCAGCCCAGAUCUUCCAGAUCCCCUGGAGACACGCUGCUCGUCAUGGCUGGAGUAUCGACCAGGACGCCACGCUGUUCAGGAGCUGGGCCAUGCACACUGGGCGCUACCGGCUAGGCAGGGACAAACCUGACCCCAAGACGUGGAAGGCUAACUUCCGCUGUGCGCUCAACUCCCUGACGGACGUAUGCGAGCUGCAGGACCGCAGCCGCAAAAGAGGACACCUCGCAUCGAGGGUGUACCGCAUGCUGCCGCCCACGACGCCGCAGACCACUCCGCCACGCACUCGUAUGCACAACACAGGGACCCAGUUGCCUGUUGGAUAUAGAACAGGACGUACAUUUGUGGCAGCCAGAAGCACCAAUGAGACACAGGCUGUCCAACCUACGCCCGCCUCCCCGUUGUCCUCCACCAAUCCAAACCCAGCCGAGAGGAACACCUCUGCCCUGGAGCUGUGGGGGGGAAGGAGCGACCAGCAGGAGCAGACUGAAGCAGUGUUUAAGCUGAUGGACCAUUUCAACAGCACUGAACUCUGGGACCAAACAGGAGAGCAGAACGGGUGGAGAGCUUACACACAGAGAAACCACUGGCACUGUGACAGUGAGGACUUUCUCCAAACCCACUACUCAGAUAUCUAUCCAUGCUGGACUGAAUCCAGCAACUCUAUUGGACAACAACACUGUGACAAGGCAGUGGGCACUGAUUGGUCCACACCACAAUAA